Molecule: messenger RNA, 962 nt
Organism: Columba livia (rock pigeon)
Lineage: Eukaryota; Metazoa; Chordata; Aves; Columbiformes; Columbidae
Gene: GATAD1
Product: GATA zinc finger domain containing 1
Exons: 5
Coding region: 103-858 (251 amino acids)
Biological process (GO): regulation of DNA-templated transcription; chromatin organization
Cellular component (GO): nucleus
Molecular function (GO): zinc ion binding; sequence-specific DNA binding
Source: RefSeq, a predicted model, not a curated record
CAUCCGCCGCCGGCGGGAAGGGGCCGGCGCCGCGGCCGGUGUUGGAGCCCAGCUCCCCGCGUCUCUUAGCCGGGGGCCGCGGGCCCCACCGCCGGCCGCAGGAUGCCGCUGGGGCUGAAGCCCACCUGCAGCGUGUGCCGCAGCACGUCCUCCUCCAUGUGGAAGAAGGGCGGGCAGGGCGAGAUCCUGUGUAACAACUGCACGGCCCGCUCCGCGCCGCCCGGGCCCGCCGCCUUCGCCACCACCUCGGCCGCCGCCCAGCACAGCAACGGCGGGGGCGGCGGCGGCGGGAAGCAGAGUAAGCAGGAGAUCCACCGGCGCUCUGCGCGGCUGCGGAACACCAAGUACAAGUCAGCGCCCGCCGCGGAGAAGAAGGUUUCCACGAAGGGCAAGGGGCGGAGGCACAUCUUCAAGCUGAAGAACCCCAUCAAGGCUCCUGAGUCUGUAUCCACUAUAAUUACAGCAGAAUCCAUCUUUUAUAAGGGUGUAUACUAUCAAAUUGGAGAUGUUGUUUCAGUGGUUGAUGAGCAGGAUGGAAAAACAUACUACGCACAGAUCCGUGGGUUUAUUCAGGACCAGUACUGUGAAAAGAGCGCUGCGCUAACCUGGCUCAUUCCUACACAAGCCAGCCCCAAGGAUUGUUUUGACCCAGCAUCCUACAUCAUAGGACCAGAAGAAGAUCUCCCAAGGAAAAUGGAGUAUUUAGAGUUUGUUUGUCAUGCACCUUCAGAAUAUUUCAAAUCUCGAUCAUCUCCCUUCCCUACAGUUCCUACAAGACCAGAGAAGGGCUAUAUAUGGACUCAUGUGGGACCAACUCCUGCAAUCUCCAUUAAAGAAACUGUUACCAAUAAUUUAUAGUUUUUUAAAGGAGUAUUUUGGACGACUAAUUUUGGGUGUAUUCUGAGGUCUGUGAAGCCCAUACAAGAAGUUUAAAAAAACCAUAAAAUCUUAUUUUUACUUUA